Molecule: messenger RNA, 3272 nt
Organism: Sorex fumeus (smoky shrew)
Lineage: Eukaryota; Metazoa; Chordata; Mammalia; Eulipotyphla; Soricidae
Gene: ACOX3
Product: acyl-CoA oxidase 3, pristanoyl
Exons: 18
Coding region: 184-2304 (706 amino acids)
Biological process (GO): fatty acid beta-oxidation using acyl-CoA oxidase; lipid homeostasis
Cellular component (GO): peroxisome
Molecular function (GO): fatty acid binding; FAD binding; pristanoyl-CoA oxidase activity
Source: RefSeq, a predicted model, not a curated record
GGCCCCGGGAGGCUGCAGCGUCCCAGCUCCUGCAGGUGCUUAAGCGCGCGCAGUGCAGCCCCGCGGCGCGGACACUCCGGGUCCAGGGAUCCGACACCCAAGCUCCACGUGGCGGCCGGUGACUGUGUGAACACAGAGGGCUGACAACGGUGUGAGCAGCUGGGACAGGACGAGCCUGGAGUCAUGGCGCCCAUGCCGGACAGUAACACGGAUAGUGGCUCCGAGGCCCUGCUGCCAGACCUGCCCCGGGGGCCCCUGGACACCUACCGGGCGCGCGCCUCCUUCUGCUGGAAGGAGAUGGCCCUGUUUCUGGAGGGGAAGGAGGCGCUGCAGCUGAAGAAAACCGUCUUCUCGGUCCUGGAGCGCGACCCCCUAUUCGCGCAGCCCCGCGGGGGUAGCAGCGAGCUCUCCCUGGAGCAGUACCGGGAGCUCAACUUCCUGCGUGUCCGCCGCCUUCUGGAGCACAACUUCCUUCGGCCGGAGGAGCUGGCCGAGUGUCCGCUGCGCGCCCUGGCGCUCAUCGAGUGUCUGGGCAUGUACGACUGGUCCCUGGGCAACAAGUUCUUCCUCCACAUGCUGGUGUUCACCUCAACCAUCUACAGCUCCGGCUCUGAGCGGCACUUGCAGUACCUCUCCAGGAGCCUGCGGAUGGAGAUCUUUGGCUGUUUUGCGCUGACGGAAUUGAGUCACGGGAGCAACACCAAGGCCGUCCGCACCACCGCACACUACGACCCCACCACACAGGAAUUCAUCAUUCAUUCUCCUGACUUCGAAGCUGCCAAGUUUUGGGUUGGCAACAUGGGCAAGACGGCGACGCACGCGGUGGUGUAUGCCCAGCUGUUCACGCCAGGGGGCCGGUGCCACGGCCUCCACGCCUUCAUCGUGCAGAUCAGGGACCCUAAGACGCUGCUCCCCAUGCCAGGGGUGAUGGUCGGCGACAUGGGGCGGAAGCUCGGGCAGAACGGUCUGGACAACGGGUUCGCCAUGUUCCACCAGGUGAGGAUCCCUCGCACGGACCUUCUGAACCGCACUGGGGACGUCACCCCUGAGGGCACCUAUGUCACCACCUUCAAGGACUCCAGGCAGCGCUUCGGAGUGGCCCUGGGCAGCCUGUCCACAGGCCGCGUCUCCAUUGUGGGCAUGUCUGUGGCGAACCUGAAACUGGCCGUGGCCAUCGCCCUGCGCUUCUCGGCCACCCGAAGGCAGUUCGGGCCCUCAGGGCAGGAGGAGGUCCCUGUGCUGGAGUACCAGCUGCAGCAAUGGCGCCUCCUGCCCUACCUGGCGGCUGCCUACGCCCUGGACCACUUCUCCAAGUCCCUGUUCCUGGACCUGGUGCAGCUGCAGCAGGGCCUCCUGGGCGAGGACCGGGGUUCCCGGCAGGCUGAGCUCGGGCGGGAGAUCCACGCUCUGGCGUCGGCCAGCAAGCCCCUAGCCUCGUGGACGGCCCAGCGAGGUAUCCAGGAGUGCCGGGAAGCCUGCGGGGGACACGGCUAUCUGUCCAUGAACCGUCUGGGUGCCCUGCGGGACGACAACGACCCCAACUGCACAUACGAGGGUGACAACAGCGUCCUGCUGCAGCAGACCAGCCAGUUCCUGCUCAGCCUCCUGGAGUGCGGCGCCCUCGGUGGUGUGCGCUGUCAGAGCCCUCUGGGCUCCGUGGACUUCCUGCAGGCAUACCCCGACAUCCUUGGCCGGACGGCCACCUGCCCCAGCACCCGCGACUGCCUGGACGCCUCAGCCGCCCUGGCAGCCUACGAGUGGCUGGUGUGUCACCUGCUCCAGGCCAGUUCUCAGCAGCUGGAGCAGGAACGGAUGUCGGGCCGCAGCGACUUCGAUGCCAGGAACAACUGCCAGGUGUCCCACUGCCGGCCCCUGGCUCUGGCCUUCCUGGAGCUCACGGUCCUGCAGCGGUUCCGAGAACACACGCGGCGGCCCGAGGUGCCGACCGGGCUGAGACCAGUGCUGGGGCGUCUCUGUGCGCUCUAUGGCCUGUGGUCCCUGAGCCAGCACAUGGCACUGCUAUACCGAGGAGGCUACUUCUCAGGCCCCCAGGCGGGGCAGGUGGUGGAGCGUUCCAUCCUGGACCUGUGUACCCAGCUGAAGGAUGACGCGGUGGCCCUGGUGGACGCGAUCGCCCCCCCUGACUUUGUCCUGGCCUCCCCCAUUGCCAGAGCUGACGGGGAGCUCUACAAGAACCUGUGGGGGGCUGUGCUGCAGCAGCCAGGCGUGCUGGAGCGGCCCGCCUGGUGGCGCGAGUUCUCCGUGUACAAGCCUGCCGUGGGCAGCCUGAGACCCAAGCUGUAGCUGCCAUCAGCUGUCCAGCGAGGAGACCAGGCCAGCGCAAGCAAGGCUCCGAUGGCGCCCAGUGGGGAAGGCCGCGCUGCUGUGCAGACCCCUGGUGCCCCUGCCCCCACCUGGCCUUUGGGUCUGCAGAGCAUUGGCCACUCAGGGCCAGCUUGGUCAGUGCUCUGCUCUGUGCCCCAAAGAUUCAGAAGGAAACGCAGACCCAGCCUCUUGCUUUCUUGUCAGGAAAUGGUACCACCGGGAGACAGUGCUCCUGAUGGGGAAACGUGUCAGGCUUCAUCACUAACAGCGAGACCAGCCUGGUCACAGCCACCCUCCACAGCCAGCUGAGUGAGCGGGACAUGGGUCCCUCUCUGAGUGACCAGCACACAGACCAGCUCUCAGUGACCGGGACACGGCCCCUCUCUGGGUGACUGGCACACCGGCCAGCUCUCAGUGACUGGAACACGGCCCCUCUCUGAGUGACCGGCACACGGCCCAGUGUCCAGGUGUGGCCAGAGCCUUCGUCCCCACCGCAGCAGCCUGGUUCUGAAACCACAGCUGUGAAGUGUCGGCUCCUGAGCCGUGGAGGGCGGCCACGGUUCCCUGCGCUUCUCCAGGCCAGCCUGGACCCUGUGUCCCCCUCAGCCAGGUGCAUCCCCGACUGGCUGUUGCGACCCCAGGGGCUUCCUGUGUGAUUCAGCCACAUUGCACGCCCCCCAUGCCUGGCAGCCUCCCAUUCUGGGUGUGGCUGUGCCCGUCAGGGUGUCUUGACCUUACUGUGGAUGGUGCCCCCAGCUCUCAUCCUGCAGUGCCAAGCGGGCACCCAGAGGGCUAAGGAUGGUAGGCACCAGUGCCAACAGCUGCAGCCUGAGCCUCUGCCUGGGUGUGUGGGUGCAUGGGUGGGAGGAUGGGUAAUGAGUGGGCUGGCACAUUGGGGCUGCGAAUGAGACCCUCUCCCAACCCGCCUCAGUUUCCCUCUCUUCAUA